This is a messenger RNA of Auxenochlorella protothecoides, 1065 nucleotides long. Its product is annotated as Replication factor C subunit 3. The record is from RefSeq and is a predicted model, not a curated record. Lineage: Eukaryota; Viridiplantae; Chlorophyta; Trebouxiophyceae; Chlorellales; Chlorellaceae. Gene Ontology annotation, cellular component: DNA replication factor C complex; nucleus. Gene Ontology annotation, biological process: DNA repair; DNA-templated DNA replication. The transcript is spliced from 9 exons. Bases 1 to 1065 code for a protein of 354 amino acids. Gene Ontology annotation, molecular function: ATP hydrolysis activity; DNA binding; DNA clamp loader activity.
AUGCUCUACGCAGACAAGUACCGGCCCAAAGCGCUGGAGGACUUUGACCUGCACAGCGACGUAUCAUGCAACCUAGCAAAGCUGAUCUCGCAAAACGAUUGCCCGCACGCCCUGUUCUACGGCCCCCCGGGGGCUGGCAAGAAGACUCUCAUCCUGGCGCUCCUGCGGGAGGUGUAUGGCCCCGGCGUGGAGAAGCUGAAAGUGGAGUGCAAGCCCUGGAAGAUCGAGCUGCCCACCCGCACGCUGGAGGUGGAAUUCACCACGCUGGCCAGCGCAUACCAUGUGGAGCUGAACCCUAGCGAUGUGGGUAACAACGACCGGUAUGUGGUCCAGGAGAUCAUCCAGGAGAUGGCCAAGAAUCGGCCCGUGGGCGUCAGCUCCGAGCGCAUGUUCAAGAUGCUGAUCCUGAAUGAGGUGGAUCGCAUGAGCAAGGAGGCCCAGCACUCCCUGCGCCGCACCAUGGAGAAGUAUUCUGCCGCCUGCCGCAUCGUGCUCUGCUGCAGCAACGUGUCCAAGGUGAUCGAGCCGGUGCGGUCGCGCUGCCUUUGCGUGCGUGUGCACGCGCCGACGCACCCCCAGAUCGAGGCCAGGCUGCGGGCGGUGGCGGCCGCGGAGGGCUGGGCCCUGCCCGCGCAGCUGGCCGCGCGCAUCGCGCAGGCCAGCGACCGCAACCUGCGCCGUGCGCUGCUGGCGCUGGAGGCCUGCAAGGCCCAGCAGUUCCCCUUCCAGGAGGGGCAGGCCGUGGCGGCCGCCGACUGGGAGCUCUACAUCCAGGAGAUUGCCGCCGAAAUCAGGGCCGAGCAGAGCCCCAGGCGCCUUCACACAGUGCGCGGCAAGGUCUACGAGCUCCUCGUCAACUGCAUCCCCCCAGAGAUCAUCAUGCGCCGGUUGGCGCUGGAGCUGAUGCAGAAGCUGGACGAUGAGCUGCGGCAGAGCGUGGCGGAGCAGGCCGCCUUCUUCGAGCACCGGCUGCAGGAGGGUUCCAAGGCCAUCUUCCACAUCGAGGCCUUUGUGGCGAGGUUCAUGGCCGACUACAAGAACUUCCUGCUCGCAGCCAUGGCAUGA